GAAUUUUGAGCAUGCACCGUCUGGCGCCUAAGGCUGCGCGCGCGGCGAGCGCGACGUCGCGCUCGCUGUCGACAACGACGCCGGCACGAUUUAGCGCGACCACCCCCGCCCUUGCUCUCAAUCCCAAUGCACCCGACGUCCCCGACUUUGCCCAGAAGAAGCGGGAACGGAAGCGCGCUGUGCCCGGCAAGGUCCCCGACAAGAAUGUAGGCAAGGACGCACGGAAACACGCCUUCCACCCUUCACCGCAUGCGCCGGCGAAGGCUCCCAUCUUUCAGGAGUGGCACGUACCGGAGCUGGUAGUACCAACGAUCCAAACGGUCAAGAAGGCGCCGGGCGCGGGCGCGUUCGAUACCAGCCGUGCGGAGCACCCCUUCAACCACUUUGGGCUUCCGAAGAAGCAAAUUGCAGAGUUCCGUCUGCUGUCGAAGCCGGCGUCGGUCGUACGCGAGAUCACAACGUUCACGCGGGACUUGCUCGACAAGGCUGCCAAUGGGACGUCGGGGGAGAACCACCGGCUGGCGAUUACUGGCGCCACGGGUUCGGGCAAGUCCUUCUUGCUCCUCCAGGCCGUAGAUUACUGCGCGGCGAACGGCUGGGUAGUCCUGUACUUCCCGAGAAGUUAUAAUCUCGUCAGCUCAACGACGGCGCACGUCUACGAUAUCCGAACACGCACAUUUGCCCAACCUAACUACGCGUACGGCACUCUCAAACGUCUUAUCGCCACCAACGCACCUCAGCUAGCUAAGCUGCGUACCACCCGCGCUCACGCCUCCGCGUCCCACCGCUUUGACGUCCCUGAGGGCACUCCGCUCGCCGAGCUCGCGCGUCUGGCACUGAAGGACCAGCCCAUGACCCUCGCCCCUGUCGCGCUUGACAUGCUGCUCGAGGAGCUAGGGAAGCAGGAGGACGUGCCCGUUCUCGUUGCGGCCGACGACAUGCAGGCGCUGUGCGGGCAGACCUUGUACAAGGACCCGCAGUUCCGCUCGAUCGCUGCAUGGCACUUGGGCAUGCCGCGGUUGCUUUUGGAGUUCGCAGGUGGGAUGCGCAAGUUCAAGCGCGGUGCGUUUAUAGGCGCGGUAACGAACUCUGAUCCGCUCUUCCCCGUCCCUGCGGAGUUGCUCGAUGCGUUCGAGAUGGAGAGGUCAUACCCUGCGAGCCCGUACGACUGCCGCCGCCCCGAAGUGAUGGAGUACAUCGACGGUAUCAUGCAGCUGCGUGUGCCCGAGCGCUUCAACAUCGAAGAGGCCAUGGCACUCUACGAGCUCUGGGCUGGCGCUGCGAACGUCGGCGCGCCGGCUUCCAAGACCGCCGACAAGAAGGGUAAGGCAAACGAGAACACGAAGGGGAAGAAGGGCGCGGAGGCCGCCGACCUCGUUCCCGAGGGCCCUCGCUUGCAGAUGCGGGGCGGUGUCGCGCUAGAGGGACCUACGGAUGAGGGCUUCUUGCAGCGCUUCACGGAGAGCGGCGGGAACCCGCGCGCGUUUGUGUGGCAGGGUGUGUUGGGCAGCUUGCAGACUUCGACGGCUGCGAUCCAGGCGACGUCGGGUCCGGUUCUGCUUGGGGUCAACGGGGCUGCUGGAAUUGAGCAGGCUGCUGCUACGAGCCCUCCGCCGCCACCGCCGAUGACGGCGGGCCCAGCAUGAUAGACGUCUACGGCUGCUACUGCAAUAUACUCUACUCAUUCCAGCUUACUUUGGUGUGACCCAAUUUUGACGUCUUUGCGAUGCUCAAUUGAGAUGCUCAGGCU
Messenger RNA from Schizophyllum commune H4-8, 1750 nucleotides. RefSeq lists its product as uncharacterized. The transcript is spliced from 5 exons. Bases 12 to 1646 code for a protein of 544 amino acids. The record is from RefSeq and is a predicted model, not a curated record. NCBI's taxonomy places the organism in Eukaryota, Fungi, Basidiomycota, Agaricomycetes, Agaricales, Schizophyllaceae. Gene Ontology annotation, cellular component: mitochondrial small ribosomal subunit. Gene Ontology annotation, molecular function: structural constituent of ribosome.